Brassica oleracea var. oleracea is the source of this 710-nucleotide messenger RNA. RefSeq lists its product as uncharacterized. The record is from RefSeq and is a predicted model, not a curated record. The coding region runs from base 61 to 513 and encodes 150 amino acids. NCBI's taxonomy places the organism in Eukaryota, Viridiplantae, Streptophyta, Magnoliopsida, Brassicales, Brassicaceae. The transcript has a single exon.
CUUUUCUGGUUUUUAUAACAGAACAUUUUCUCUUUUCCUUACAGUUUCAGUUUUUUCGAGAUGUACAAUGAAUGCAGUUCUCCUUCUUCCGCUAGAUCAACGAGAAGUACUACCCACAGAAUGAGAUCUCCGAUCUGCUGCCUAGGAGCCAACGCGGUGGUUGAACCUGAAGCGAUGAUCGGACCGAGAACACCUCGAUCUCCUUAUGAGUGGCUCAAAUCCACGGCGCAGGAGCUCGAGCUCAGAGAACGUUGUCGCCGGGUCAAGACACGCGUCAAGGUUACGUGCCGCAACAACAACUGUGCUUAUAAUUGCGCUCACCACCACCACCACCAGCAGAGACACCAGAGCUAUCCUGGAGAUUUCAGCUACGAUGCGUUGAGCUACGCGCUCAAUUUCGAGGACGAUGUACGAGCGGACGAGGACGGUUCUUUCCCUAAUUUCACGGCGAGGUUGCCUCAGUCUCCGGUGACGAAGCCUAGAUCGGCGAGGGUUGAUCUUAUUUCGUUCUGACCGUUAAGUAGUCCCCUUUGUUCGUGUGACGGCGGAAUGUGAAUUUUUCUCCGUUGUGCUUAUUUGAGAAAUAACGUACGAGUAUGACGUCAUUAUUGUCUAUAUAAACGCUCAUUCGCAUAUUGAUUUGAGCAAUUCUCUCGGAUAGAUUUUUUUAGUUUUUGUCACAAAAAUUGACGCAUUUUUUAUUUUGAUUU